AUGGCCUCCACCGACGUCGCGCGCGUCGUCCCCUCGCAAACAUCCCCAGCCCCCGCCAAGCUCGUCAAGUGGUCCGACCGGCCCUUCGGAUGCGUCGUCAUCGUCGGGUGGGUCGUCGUCGCCUUCAUCCUCCAGGAAUUUUGCGUCACGCGGCGCGUCGACUGGCCCGCCGGCGCCGACGGUGAUCGUCGCGACGGCGCCUGGAUCACGAUCGCGUCGUGGCGCAUCGCAUCCGUCGUCCUCGCCGCCGGGACGUGCCUCGGUCUGGCGCUCGUGCACUUCACCGACCCGGGGGUGGUGCCGCCCAACACGCGCGGCGUCGAACCGGACGUCGCCGAGUACCUCGCAACCAAUCGACCGAUCUACGUCAAGCCGGCGAAUCACCUUCCCGACGGUUCAUCUUCCGACGCCGGCCACGGCGAGGAGGCGACGACGAAGACGAGACCCCCAUCGCAGUCGACGACGGAGCCGACGAUCGACCUCGUCCUGCGGUACGCGAAAGACUGGCGAGGCCAACCCAUCCGCACGAUCAUCCCCGCCAGGCUCCUCCACCACGAAGAUCCCGAGGGGCCGUGUCUGUUCGACGGCCGAACGCCGGAGUUCGACCCGCGUGUUUGCUUAUUAACGUUACUUGCAUCUCUCAUAUAUCUCAUACAGUACUGCGUCACGUGCGACGUGUGGCGGCCGCCGAGAACCUCGCACUGUCGUCUGUGCGGGUACUGCAUGGAACGGUUCGACCAUCACUGCCCCGUGCUCGGGACGUGCAUCGCGGCGAGGAACAUGCGAUGGUUCGCGGGCUUUCUCCUGUACGCCGGGCUGGCGUGCUCCGCGUACGCCGCCGCCGCCGUCGCUCGCGUCUCACAGCUGUGCACCGCCGGCGACUGCGUGAAGACGUGGGAGCUGUGGGUCCUCUUGGUGUACGCGUUGUUUCUGGCUUGGGGAGGAUUAACGCUGGCGCCGUUUGGAGUUUCCACUUUGGUUUGGCUGGCGUGCGUGGACGUGACGACGAAGGAACGACUGGGAGCCAAGCCCCCUGGUGUGGUUCGACUGGCACACGGAAGAAGUGGGCUCGGGGGGGUUGGUCACGAACCCGAACGAAACGGUUGUUGUAACGGUCGCGAACGGCGAGGAGAGUCCGGCGAGACUGAGAGGGACAAGGGGGACGAUUCGAGCGAAGACGGGGACGCGGAUGACGAGUGGUUCGGCGCCGGUUUUCAAUCCCCGCACCCUGAUGUGCUCCGGUGGGCGGAGCGCCACGGCGGGGUGAGGGGUGGGGGGGGAAGGGGAUGUCGGGAUAUCCUGUGCCAGCCGGUGCGUCUGCGACCGUACUACGACAAGCACGACGUCGCGGCGGCGAUGAAACCCGUCGUCGUGAUGACCCGAUGA
Molecule: messenger RNA, 1386 nt
Organism: Micromonas commoda
Lineage: Eukaryota; Viridiplantae; Chlorophyta; Mamiellophyceae; Mamiellales; Mamiellaceae
Exons: 4
Coding region: 1-1386 (461 amino acids)
Biological process (GO): peptidyl-L-cysteine S-palmitoylation; protein targeting to membrane
Cellular component (GO): endoplasmic reticulum; Golgi apparatus
Molecular function (GO): protein-cysteine S-palmitoyltransferase activity
Source: RefSeq, a predicted model, not a curated record